GCCGAACGAAACAACAGCACUUCUCUUCUCUCUUCUCAACUCGAAUCCAAACUUCUCUCGUCAAUCUGCUCCGCCGUACACUGGGUUUGAGAAAUUAGGGUUUCUUGGUUCGGAAAAUGGCGUUGGCUAGGCGCAUGAGAUCCACCAUCCCCGUCCUCAACAGGUUUUUGAGAUCCGAGUCCAUCUGCACUCCGAUACCGCUCUCAAGGACUUAUUCCGCUACAUCAGGGAAAGUAGAAAAAGUCAAGGUGCCUCUUGCUUUGUUUGGAGGGUCUGGAAACUAUGCUUCUGCUCUAUAUCUAGCUGCAGUAAAAGCUAAUUCUUUAGAGAAGGUGGAAGCUGAGCUUGUUAACCUUGUUGAGGCUAUUAAGAAAAGCCCUACAUUUUCUCAGUUCACAAUGGACCUGUCAGUUCCAGCAGAAACUAGAGUUAAGGCUAUCAAUGAAAUUUCUGCUGAAGCUAAAUUUUCAGACGUUGUAAAGAACUUCUUGGUUGUUCUGGCUGAGAACGGGAGGCUGAGAUAUGUAGAUAGCAUAGCAAAGAGGUUUUUGGAGUUGACUAUGGCUCAUAAGGGAGAAGUUAAAGCAGUUGUUACAACUGUUAUUCCCAUUCCACCUCAAGAAGAGAAAGAAUUGAAGGAGACAUUGCAAGAUAUAAUUGGACAAGGCAAGAAUGUUAAGCUCGAGCAGAAGAUUGAUCCCAGCAUACUUGGUGGUCUAGUUGUCGAAUUUGGAGAGAAGGUAUUUGACAUGUCUAUUAAAACCAGGGCACGUCAAAUGGAGAGGUUCUUGCGCCAACCUGUUACCCUUGAUGGCCUCUGAAAAGGUGUUUAACUUCUGGGGCACGAUGUCACCAUCUGCAGCUAUUCGACAUGUUGUCAUCCAUGUUUCUGGACAAAGAUAUUUCUUGUUUUAUUUUCCACCGAUUAUUUUUGUUGCCUUUUUACCUCAACUUGAUAUGAUGGUAUACUACCGUCUAGAUGGAAAUAAGAGUUACGGCUUUUUAUGUGGAUUAUAAUCUUGUAAGAGUUACUUGGUUUGACAGUAUCAUAUUUCUGGGUACUUUCAAAUUGAUCUAAGUUUUACUUCCGAAUAA
Momordica charantia (bitter melon) is the source of this 1095-nucleotide messenger RNA. RefSeq names its product ATP synthase subunit O, mitochondrial. Gene Ontology annotation, cellular component: membrane. The record is from RefSeq and is a predicted model, not a curated record. Gene Ontology annotation, biological process: proton motive force-driven ATP synthesis. Lineage: Eukaryota; Viridiplantae; Streptophyta; Magnoliopsida; Cucurbitales; Cucurbitaceae. Gene Ontology annotation, molecular function: proton-transporting ATP synthase activity, rotational mechanism.